Neomonachus schauinslandi (Hawaiian monk seal) is the source of this 2769-nucleotide messenger RNA. RefSeq names its product glutamate metabotropic receptor 7 (gene GRM7). Gene Ontology annotation, cellular component: membrane. Gene Ontology annotation, biological process: G protein-coupled glutamate receptor signaling pathway; regulation of synaptic transmission, glutamatergic. NCBI's taxonomy places the organism in Eukaryota, Metazoa, Chordata, Mammalia, Carnivora, Phocidae. The record is from RefSeq and is a predicted model, not a curated record. Gene Ontology annotation, molecular function: group III metabotropic glutamate receptor activity.
AUGGUCCAGCUGGGGAAGCUGCUCCGCGUCCUGACUUUGAUGAAGUUCCCCUGCUGCGUGCUGGAGGUGCUCCUGUGCGCGCUGGCGGCGGCGGCGCGUGGCCAGGAGAUGUACGCCCCGCACUCUAUCCGGAUCGAGGGGGACGUCACCCUCGGGGGGCUGUUCCCGGUGCACGCCAAGGGUCCUAGCGGAGUGCCCUGCGGCGACAUCAAGAGGGAGAACGGGAUCCACAGGCUGGAAGCGAUGCUCUACGCCCUGGACCAGAUCAACAGCGAUCCCAACCUGCUGCCCAACGUGACGCUGGGCGCGCGGAUCCUGGACACUUGUUCCAGGGACACUUACGCGCUCGAACAGUCGCUCACUUUCGUCCAGGCGCUCAUCCAGAAGGACACCUCCGACGUGCGCUGCACCAACGGCGAGCCUCCGGUUUUCGUCAAGCCGGAGAAAGUAGUUGGAGUGAUUGGGGCUUCGGGGAGUUCGGUCUCCAUCAUGGUAGCCAACAUCCUGAGGCUCUUCCAGAUCCCCCAGAUCAGUUAUGCAUCAACAGCACCUGAGUUAAGUGAUGAUCGGCGCUACGACUUCUUCUCUCGUGUGGUCCCACCUGACUCCUUCCAAGCUCAAGCUAUGGUGGACAUUGUAAAGGCCCUAGGCUGGAAUUACGUGUCUACCCUUGCAUCUGAAGGGAGUUACGGAGAGAAAGGUGUGGAAUCCUUCACGCAGAUUUCCAAAGAGGCAGGUGGGCUCUGCAUUGCGCAGUCCGUGAGAAUCCCCCAAGAGCGCAAAGACAGAACCAUUGACUUUGAUAGAAUUAUCAAACAGCUCCUGGACACCCCCAACUCCAGGGCCGUCGUGAUUUUUGCCAACGAUGAGGAUAUAAAGCAAAUCCUUGCAGCAGCCAAAAGAGCUGACCAAGUGGGCCAUUUUCUUUGGGUAGGAUCAGAUAGCUGGGGAUCCAAAAUCAACCCACUGCACCAGCAUGAAGAUAUUGCAGAAGGAGCCAUCACUAUUCAGCCCAAGCGAGCAACUGUGGAAGGGUUUGAUGCCUAUUUUACGUCCCGCACACUUGAAAACAACAGAAGAAAUGUAUGGUUUGCUGAAUACUGGGAGGAAAACUUCAACUGCAAGUUGACGAUUAGUGGGUCAAAGAAAGAAGACACAGAUCGCAAAUGCACAGGACAGGAGAGAAUUGGAAAAGAUUCCAACUAUGAACAGGAAGGUAAAGUUCAGUUUGUGAUUGAUGCAGUCUAUGCGAUGGCUCAUGCCCUCCAUCAUAUGAACAAAGAUCUCUGUGCUGACUACCGAGGCGUCUGUCCAGAGAUGGAGCAAGCUGGGGGCAAGAAGUUGUUGAAGUAUAUCCGCAACGUUAAUUUUAAUGGGAGUGCAGGCACCCCAGUAAUGUUUAACAAAAAUGGGGAUGCACCUGGGCGUUAUGACAUCUUUCAGUACCAGACCACAAACACCACCAACCCUGGUUACCGUCUGAUUGGACAGUGGACAGAUGAACUUCAGCUCAAUAUAGAGGACAUGCAGUGGGGUAAAGGAGUACGGGAGAUCCCCCCCUCAGUAUGCACACUGCCAUGCAAGCCGGGGCAAAGAAAGAAGACACAGAAGGGAACUCCAUGCUGCUGGACCUGUGAGCCUUGCGACGGCUACCAGUACCAGUUUGAUGAGAUGACAUGCCAACAUUGCCCCUACGACCAGAGGCCCAAUGAAAACCGAACCGGCUGCCAGGAUAUCCCCAUCAUCAAACUAGAGUGGCAUUCCCCCUGGGCCGUCAUCCCUGUCUUCCUAGCAAUGUUGGGGAUCAUCGCCACCAUCUUUGUCAUGGCCACUUUCAUCCGCUACAAUGACACGCCCAUUGUCCGAGCAUCCGGGCGGGAACUGAGCUAUGUUCUGUUGACUGGCAUCUUUCUUUGCUACAUUAUCACUUUCCUGAUGAUAGCCAAACCUGAUGUGGCAGUGUGUUCUUUCCGGAGAGUUUUCCUGGGCUUGGGUAUGUGCAUCAGUUAUGCAGCCCUCUUAACAAAAACCAAUCGGAUUUAUCGCAUAUUUGAGCAGGGCAAGAAAUCAGUGACAGCUCCCAGACUCAUAAGCCCAACAUCACAGCUGGCCAUAACUUCCAGUUUAAUAUCAGUUCAGCUUCUAGGUGUUUUCAUUUGGUUUGGUGUUGACCCACCCAACAUCAUCAUAGACUAUGAUGAACAUAAGACAAUGAACCCUGAGCAGGCCAGAGGAGUUCUCAAAUGUGACAUUACAGACCUCCAAAUCAUUUGCUCCUUGGGAUAUAGCAUUCUUCUCAUGGUCACAUGUACUGUGUAUGCCAUCAAGACUCGGGGUGUCCCAGAGAAUUUUAAUGAAGCCAAACCCAUUGGAUUCACUAUGUACACGACAUGUAUAGUGUGGCUUGCCUUCAUUCCCAUUUUUUUUGGCACUGCUCAGUCAGCGGAAAAGCUCUACAUACAAACUACCACACUUACAAUCUCCAUGAACCUAAGUGCGUCAGUGGCUCUGGGGAUGCUUUACAUGCCGAAAGUGUACAUCAUCAUUUUCCACCCUGAACUCAAUGUCCAGAAGCGGAAGCGAAGCUUCAAGGCGGUAGUCACGGCAGCCACCAUGUCAUCGCGGCUGUCACACAAACCCAGUGACAGACCCAACGGUGAGGCAAAGACAGAACUCUGUGAAAACGUAGACCCAAACAACUGUAUACCACCAGUAAGAAAGAGUGUACAAAAGUCUGUUACUUGGUACACUAUCCCACCAACAGUAUAG